Molecule: messenger RNA, 1019 nt
Organism: Salvia miltiorrhiza (redroot sage)
Lineage: Eukaryota; Viridiplantae; Streptophyta; Magnoliopsida; Lamiales; Lamiaceae
Product: rhodanese-like domain-containing protein 9, chloroplastic
Exons: 6
Coding region: 152-847 (231 amino acids)
Cellular component (GO): chloroplast
Source: RefSeq, a predicted model, not a curated record
AAAGAGCAUAAUAAAGAUAUCCAAUCUCAUAAGUUAUUUGUGCCACGUGGCAGAAACCCAUUCACAGUCGUAAAUUUCGUUGGUCCCUUAGCUUAGACGAAAGUAGACAAAAAGCAAACCAUAAUCUGCAGAGAGGCAGCAGAGUGGAGACAUGGCAGGGAUAACAUGUUCUUACCACUUAGCAUUCUCCUCUCAGAGCAACUUGAGUCCAUCUAGGUUAGUAAUCGGAGCAACAAAGAGACGAGUAGUGCACAUAAAAAGAUCCGUGACAAAGGCAGAAGUGAACUUCGUGGACUCUGAUGAGGCGAAGAAGCUGAUAGCAGUCGAGGGCUACGCAGUUGUAGAUGUUCGCGACAAAACUCAGUUUGAGAGAGCCCACAUAAAGGACUGCUAUCACGUCCCAUUAUUCAUUCAGAACAAUGACAAUGACUUAGGAACUAUAAUAAAGAGAACUGUGCACAACAAUUUCUCUGGCUUGUUUUUCGGGUUGCCUUUCACUAAGCCUAAUCCAGAAUUUGUGCAAUCUGUCAAGAGCCAGUUUUCAUCUGAGAGCAAGCUGUUGCUUGUUUGUCAAGAGGGACUAAGGUCUACUGCUGCUGCGAACAAAUUGGAGGAAGCAGGUUAUCAGAAUAUAGCCUGCAUAACAUCUGGGCUACAAUCUGUAAAACCUGGAACAUUCGACGCGGUUGGUUCGACAGAGCUGCAAAAUGCAGGGAAGGCUGGUUUGAUUCAAAUUCAAGGCAAAAUCUCAGCAGUGCUGGGGACUGUUCUCAUCUGUGCGUUUCUGUUCAUUACAUUCUUCCCUGACCAAGCAGAAAAGCUAUUCCAGCUCGCCCCAACAAGCUAAAACGCUAGUGUUUUGCUGUUCGCGUAAAUCGGUACAACUUGAAUUUUGCAGCUGAGAAGUUCAAUAUUUGAACACCACAAGGAAAUAGAUCAUUUGGUGUAUAAUUAUCAAAGCAGAAAUUGCAGUUUUACAGCAGCUUCUAAGAGCCAAAAAAUAUUUUUUACAUUUUUCA